CAUCAUUCAAGAAAAUUAACAGCAAAUGGAUAGUUAUGGUUCCCCACACACACAGAGAGAAUCAUAGACUUCAUGCUGGCUUUGUUUUCAGCUUGACAGCUUGGCCCUCUAGCCCACCCACCACCCCCCACGACUCCACUCUUUAUAACUCCCCCCCUCUUCCUCCCUUAAACCCUCACCAUACCCUCAAAACACUUGCAUUUCAAGAAUUCAACAGCCAUAGCCCUCUCCCUCUCUUUUUCCAUCUCUAGCAUUUCUUGUUUUGUCUUCAAGAAUGGCAGAGGUGGCACAAAACGUGAGUCAAGAACAAGUGGUAGUGGUAACUGAUGUUCCACAAGCUGAGAAAAAAACACCAGCCCCACCAACAAUGCCAGUGGCGGGGAAAGAGCUGCCAUUGCCCGUGCCUGAGACUGAGGAGGAGCCAAUGAAGCCAAAGCAGGCUGAGGAGGCUGUUGUGGAGACUGAGGCUUUGAAAGCUAGUGGAGGUGAUGAUGAGAAGAUGCCUCAGUUGGUUUCUUUUAAGGAAGAAAGUACUAAAGUUGCUGAUCUUCUUGAGUCUGAGAAGAAAGCACUUCAAGAAUUUAAGCAACUUGUUCAGGAAGCACUUAACAAGCAUGAAUUUAGUGCUUUAACAACAACACCAGCACCAGCUAAAGCAGAGGAGAAGAAAGAUGUGGUGGUGGCCUCGGAGGAGGAUAAAAAACCAGCCCAAGAAGAGGAAACACCGGCAGUAACAGAGGAGAAGGAAAACGUGGAGCCUCAAGUUGUAGCAGAGAAAGAAGAGAAGGAAGAGGUGGUGGAAAGUGAGGUUCUUGAUGAUCAAGAAAAGGUGGCUCCCGUUCCUGCUGUUGCUAGUGAUACUACUGCUGUUAGUACUGUGGAUGAUGAUGGUGCCAAGACUGUAGAAGCCAUUGAAGAGACCAUUGUAGCUGUCUCCUCUUCAGUAGCUUCACAAGAGGAGCCUUCAGCUCAGGCAACAAAAGAGCCUGAGGGAGAGACAACGGCUGCCUCAACAUUGGACGAGGCAACCAAAGAAGUAAAGUCUGAGACUGUGGUGGAAGUGACACCAGAAGUCGUAUCAAUCUGGGGCAUACCACUUCUUGCUGAUGACAGAAGUGAUGUCAUUCUCUUGAAGUUUCUCAGAGCCAGGGAUUUUAAGGUGAAAGAUGCCUUCAACAUGCUCAAGAACACAAUUCGCUGGAGAAAGGAGCUCGGCAUUGAUGAAUUGCUUGAACAAGAUUUGGGCUGUGAUGAUUUGGGGAAGGUGGUAUUUAUGCAUGGUCUCGACAAAGAGGGACACCCAGUUUGCUACAAUGUCUAUGGGGAGUUCCAAAACAAGGAGCUUUACAAGAAUUCAUUUUCUGAUGAAGAGAAGAGGCAGAGAUUCUUGAGGUGGAGAAUUCAAUUCCUGGAAAGGAGUAUUAGGAAAUUGGAUUUCAGUCCUGGUGGAGUCUCUACUAUUGUUCAGGUUAAUGACUUGAAAAAUUCUCCUGGACCAGCUAAGAGAGAGCUUAGACAAGCUACUAGACAGGCGCUUCAAUUGCUUCAAGACAAUUGA
Populus euphratica (Euphrates poplar) is the source of this 1558-nucleotide messenger RNA. RefSeq names its product patellin-1-like. The transcript is spliced from 2 exons. NCBI's taxonomy places the organism in Eukaryota, Viridiplantae, Streptophyta, Magnoliopsida, Malpighiales, Salicaceae. Bases 275 to 1558 code for a protein of 427 amino acids. The record is from RefSeq and is a predicted model, not a curated record. Gene Ontology annotation, molecular function: lipid binding.